AUCGAUCAUUGGUGACUGGUUUGAAAACACCAUGUCGGAAGUGUUACCCUACAACGAGGAGAAUAUCACUCAUUAUGGGGAUGAUGGAGAUGUGGAUCAGCUCUCCAUCACCUGUCGUUUGCAGAAUACCAAUAACUUAUUUGGUACGUCGCAGAAUAAAAGACCCCCAAAACUUGGACAGAUUGGAAGAAGUAAACGAGUUGUCAUUGAAGACGACCAGAUUGAUGAAGUCCUGAAAAAUACAAACGAAAAAGCGCCUCCGGGAGAAUAAGACUCGAAAGUCAGCCGUAGAGGAGUGCAGUGAAAAUAUAGCAUCCCACGGUUGGCAAAAGCACUUUGUAACCGCAGUGUGGGUUGUCUUCACUAACAACGGUGCAGAGUCAAAGCAGACUUGAAAAGAGGGAAUGGAAAGUCAUCCUUCACCUUUCUCCUUUUCGGCUGUUAUGAUGAAAUUCUUACUGGUCUGUGAUGAUAAUAUACAGCAGACACGUGGGGGAGAGACGCCUGCACUUCAUAAGCACACAUUCAACUCUUGUUGUUGCUUUCUGAAACCAAGCACUUUGUUUAUCAACCAUAAAUCUAAAAAAAAAUGACCGUUUUGUGUACAAUGGAAAAUGGUGUGUCGGUCUAUUUCCUCUUUGAAUGAUCAAAUUUAUUACCUUUUGUAUCCUUUUUGGCAGUGUUGCAAAAAUGGAAAUCUGUUUUUAUAGAGUGACAAAUAAAGGAGAAGUCCCUUUUUAAACUAACCAUUUUUAUGUUGCUAAUGUAUGUGUUUUUGUCAUGACAUAUGCUACAUACAUUGCCUGCUCAUUCUUAAAAGUAAGAUGUGUAUUUUUAUAAAAUGGAUAUAUUUAUGAAUCAGUCAGUUUGGAUACUGGUGUUAGUUUAAGCACUGUGAUAUAUUGCCUACGGUAUUCUAUUGAACAGGGCGGUAUCACAUCUGUGCCAAAUACUUCCCAGACUUUCCUUUGUGUUGCUGUGCUCGUGGUGUUCUAUAAGCCUGGCUGUUGCUUCUUUCAGGGUACAUUCUUACUAUCAGCGUUUUGCAUGAGGCCUAAUAUCCUAAUGGUGUGGAACUGAAUCUGAUGUACUGAUUUUAUUUGUUUGUACUUGAAUGACAGACCUCAAAAAUGUCUUCACCAACUGUUUAUGUUGCACUUAACAGGGCUAUCUGCAAUUGAAAAUAUGGCAUUCAAAUAUGAAAACAUGAACUGCUAAUUUCAUUUGAUUUAAUAAAGAUUGUGAAAGCUCUCUAAAAUAUAUCA
Molecule: messenger RNA, 1265 nt
Organism: Alosa sapidissima (American shad)
Lineage: Eukaryota; Metazoa; Chordata; Actinopteri; Clupeiformes; Clupeidae
Gene: camk2n1b
Product: calcium/calmodulin-dependent protein kinase II inhibitor 1b
Exons: 2
Coding region: 32-271 (79 amino acids)
Biological process (GO): negative regulation of protein kinase activity
Molecular function (GO): protein kinase binding; calcium-dependent protein kinase inhibitor activity
Source: RefSeq, a predicted model, not a curated record